AAAAAAAGGGAGGAAAUGAUAUAUUAUCUUAAUUCCCUGUGUGGGCAUGAUACAGCGGCAGCUCCCAGUUCUGUGGCAGUUGCACAGAGAUACAAGAAGAGAUUGGAAAUCAUUUUAAAAACCAUCGCAAACAAAGUUUUUUCAUCUGUGAAUGACCUGUCCUUGAAAUGUACACAAAUGCAGCAUAUAAUGAUCUGGUACCCACUGAGCUGUUCUUACUCUGUUCACUGUGUAUGGUUACACCAUAUAAAAAGAUUCUGGCUGGCAAAAGAAAAAAUUAUGUAUGAAAAAGAAGCAAAACAGCAAGAAGAAAAGAUUGAAAAAAUGAAAGCUGAAGCCUGCGAUGAUUAUGGAAUUAAGAAGCAGAUUGAGAUCUUACAAGAAUCACGAAUGAUGAUUCCGGACUGCCAGCGCAGACUAGAAGUUGCACAUGCAGAGCUUACUCAACUACUAGAAAAUGAAAAAGAAUUGGAAGAAGCUGAAGAGUAUAAAGAAGCACGUUCCAUACUGGAGUCAGUGAAGCUGGAAGCCUAGCUAUUUUCCAGUUCUUUCUUUAUAUGCAUUAGCACGGGGUCCAUUCCACAGUUUCAUUUGACUAUGGCUCUACUACUAUUGUUGACUUGCUAAAGUUCCCUUUAUGCAAACUGAGCUUUCUCUAACUGCAAGGUGCAUCAGGUAAAGAAUGUUCUGAAACAUUUGUGUGUUCCAUAUUCAGGCAAAAUAGGUAUAUUUGCAGUUCACCUCAACAAAAAGGAAAAAAAAAAAGGAAAAAAAACCCCCAUUUUAAAGGAAGUGUAAUAGUUGAUAUAGAGAAUUUUAAUCUGAACCAUUCAGGCUAAGAAAUAAAGUUUGACUAUGUAAGGGACCAGUAAAUACUUCUUAGAAUGAAAUAGCAUUAUAAAAUGGUUUAGGUUGGAAAGGUUCCAUCUAGUUCCAACCCCCUGACAGGGGUUUCAGAAGCACCUUACUACAUUUGAAAUAAUUUCCAGCCAUUACAGUACAAAAAUCUGUACUGAAAGAGAAAGUAGACCUAAUAAUCCUUCCCAGUCACCUACAUUUUUUCUACAGUGCAAUUUUUCUGUAGUUUUAUCAAGUAUGUAGUCCUUGUUUAUCUUUGAGUCCAGGACAAAAGCUGACUCCAGAUCUUUCUCAAUGUGCACGGCACUGAGUCGUAGAGCCCAAUUCAUACAACUUCCAUGGAUCAAAAUUCUUUUACUUUUCAGGAAACAGAAUUUAGCAGGUGAUUAGUAUAUUGUGAGUUGCAUCUGCUAAUAAGAGUUCUGGGCUGAAUGCUUUUCUUGAAAGCACUUUGGCCUAAGUGAUAUUUUUUUUAAACAAAGUUUAAACCACCGAACAUGAAAGAGAGCUAAUGGGUAAGGGAACAACACUCAGUCUGCCUGGUAGACCAUUAAAACAUUAUGUACAAAAGCUAUGGUUUUUUCCAAGUAGCUUAUCUAAAGCAAAUAGUAUGUUCUGUUGAUAAACAAGAAAGCUUUUUACAUUAGUUUUUCUAGUUUCAAAGUGUUCUGGCAUGUUUCUUAAAGGCAACACAAAGCACAGUGUACCUUUUGUGUGGUGCUAAAUUGAAUACUCAAUAAAAUUAUUUGUUAAUUUGCCUGA
This is a messenger RNA of Parus major (Great Tit), 1620 nucleotides long. It is a transcript of the gene TBCA, whose product is annotated as tubulin folding cofactor A. NCBI's taxonomy places the organism in Eukaryota, Metazoa, Chordata, Aves, Passeriformes, Paridae. Gene Ontology annotation, cellular component: microtubule cytoskeleton; cytosol. Bases 16 to 534 code for a protein of 172 amino acids. Gene Ontology annotation, molecular function: beta-tubulin binding. The transcript is spliced from 6 exons. The record is from RefSeq and is a predicted model, not a curated record. Gene Ontology annotation, biological process: post-chaperonin tubulin folding pathway; tubulin complex assembly.